Molecule: messenger RNA, 843 nt
Organism: Cavenderia fasciculata
Lineage: Eukaryota; Evosea; Eumycetozoa; Acytosteliales; Cavenderiaceae
Exons: 3
Coding region: 1-843 (280 amino acids)
Molecular function (GO): protein binding
Source: RefSeq, a predicted model, not a curated record
AUGGAUUAUAAUAUAUUACAAGCAAUUCGAUUCGGUCAUAAUCAAAUCAUAUUCUCGACACCAAAGGAAAGAUUGAGUGAUAAGAGUGAGUUGGGACAAUCCUAUCUUCACUAUGCGGCAGAGUCUGGUCACGACUCUAUAGUUCGAUAUCUUAUAAAUGUUUUUGAACGUGAUAGUGAGGGUAUGACACCACUUCAUUGGGCAGCUACUGAAGGUAAAUACCUUGCUUGUAAUACCAUCAUUCAAAGCGCUGCAAAGGCAGAGCUGACAUUAUCUGCCAGUAAUACAGUAUCGUCAUUGGUGAAUGCUGUAACACGUGAUGGUGAAACAUCGGUAUUCCUCGCCGCGAUAAAGGGAUCUGUACAAACACUAAACAUCCUAGUUCAACAUGGUGCAUCAGUAUCUAAUCAAAACAAACAAGGUGACACACCAUUACAUGUAUCAAUACUGAAUGGCAAUUGGGAUUGUAUAAACAAGUUGGUUCAAAGUGGAGCAAAUCCAAACAUUGAAAAUAUUAAUGGAAAAUCUCCUAUUCAACUUUGGGAACAAUGUCCACUUUCACAAACACACCAAUAUUUAUUUCAUAAUAGGGAUGAUUUAAUUCAAAUUAUUAAUCGAUUACAACAAACAAUUCAAGAAAAAGAUAGUAUCAUUGAAACCUUGAAUCAAAAUAGUGGUGCAAACAAGCAUGUCCAAGUUCAAGCGGCAGUUCCAGAACCUCCACCAAAAUCAUUUAUAGAUAGUGAUAAAUUAGAAUCUAUCAUUAAAGACAUUAACAACUUGGAAUCAACACUAUCCAAUUUAAAGAGGAAAAUAAAUAAUAAUAAUAAUAAUGAUUCAUAG